AUGGCUAUGGCUGCCCCUCGACAGGGAGAAACGAGGCCCCAAGAGGCGGCCUUUGCUGCCCGCGGCUCCAGCGAAAACAAUGCCCUUAACCGACGCAGUCGCUUACCCCUGGAUACGACGGUCGCUCCCGUGCACCAGAACGGCUGCUUUGAAAUUGACCGUGUCAUCAAGAGCGGAUGUGUCCAGAAGCGCACCCAAAAGACAAAGAACUGGAAGACGGUGUAUCUUGUCUUGCGACCGAAUGGCAUCUCCCUCUACAAGGACGACAAGGAGGCCAAGCUCCGUCACCACCUUUACCUGUCAGACCUCUCCGCGGUGACCAUCCUCAAGGACCCCAAACACAAGCGCAAGAACCUGUUUGGCCUCUUUUCUCCGUCAAGAAACUUUCACUUCGCCGCCCCCACGCCGCAGGACGCGCAGGAAUGGGUCGACUCAAUUCGCAAAAUCGCCAGGCUCGACGAAGAGGAGGAGGAAAUGUACAUGGGCAGUCCUGGAGCGCAUAUACUGUCCCCUGGGGCUCCUGACGGUUGGGGACACCACAUCUACAAUGCAUGUUCAAGCUCCCCCGAAAACAUUGGCAUUCUCGAUCCUUCGGCGCCCAAAUUCAUGGGAUCAAAUCGUCGCUUGUCCUACACGUUGGAAUCCUCUGGCUUGUCUGGCAACGAAAUGCUCUCUUACUCUGACUUUUCCGACACCGAAAUCCCACGCGCACAGGGCACCUCCUUUGAGAACCUGGCCGUCCAACCACUGCCUGCCACGCAGCCUCGACAACCCAUCAUGCCUGGCCAGCGACCCGAAACAGGCGGCCGCUCAGCGAGCCAAGUCAGCGCCGUGACCGCCGAGCAGGAGUCUGAACGCGUCGUCUGGCAAGGCUCCCUGUGGAUGCAGCGAACCAAGCGCGGCGUGCGCCAGUGGAAGCACAUGUGGGGAGUGUUGCGCGCCCGACAGUUGGUCCUGUACAAAGACGAGUCGGAAUACGCUGCAGAGGUCAUCUUCGAGGUGUCUGACGUUGUCAAUGUCGUAGAGACCGACCCUGUCAGCAGGAGUAAGACGCACUGUCUCCAGAUUAUCACGGCAGAGAAAUCAUAUCGUUUCUGCACGCCCGACGAGGAGUCGCUGGUGCAGUUUCUCGGUGCCUUUAAAAGCCUGUUGGCCAAGAGGCGAGGACUGGAAGCUCGCGCAGCCGCCGCCGCAGCUGCAGUAGUCGUUGUCAACCCUCCUCCUGCAUAA
Messenger RNA from Trichoderma harzianum CBS 226.95, 1230 nucleotides. RefSeq lists its product as hypothetical. The record is from RefSeq and is a predicted model, not a curated record. The coding region runs from base 1 to 1230 and encodes 409 amino acids. Lineage: Eukaryota; Fungi; Ascomycota; Sordariomycetes; Hypocreales; Hypocreaceae. The transcript is spliced from 2 exons.